Didymodactylos carnosus is the source of this 725-nucleotide messenger RNA. The record is from the annotation of a GenBank genome assembly. NCBI's taxonomy places the organism in Eukaryota, Metazoa, Rotifera, Eurotatoria, Philodinida, Philodinidae.
AUGCGAACCGAAGAUGAAAAAUUCAACGCUCUGCUCGGACGACUACGUCGAGGCGGAUGCACAGAUACAGAUUAUGAAUUACUACAAACUCGUGUCGUUGGUGGCGGUGAAGUUGAAUCAUUAAACUUGAUCGACUGGAAACAAGCACCAAUGUUAGUUUUCCGCAACGAGUUACUAACGCUGCUAAAUAACCUUGCUGUAGCUUCCCGAUCAUUAGAAACCAACGAAGCCGUAUUUCGUCUAGGAAUGCCGGUGUUAUUGACUGAUAACAUAGCAACAGAGCUCGGUUUAUCAAAUGGAUCAUCUGGAACAUUUCACUCACUUGUUUAUACAGAACCAACAGAUGAUGAAGACAAAACAAUCAACGAAACGCAAUCAUCAUCAUCAGUAGACCCAGCACAACCGAAGCGAUUUCCUCCAAAUACCGUCACUCUGAAAUAUCCAUCAUAUGCUCUGAUUGAAAUCCAAAAAUCGAAAAUAAAAUCAGAUCUUGAACGAUUAUCUGAGAAAUUAGUUCCUAUACCAACCAUUAAAAAAACAUUUGAAGUCGAUGUGAAAGACUUAUUAUCACCUUCACAAGUAAAGAAGGCUGGCAAUAAAACAAAAAUUAAAGUAACUAGGCAACAGCUUCCAUUCGUUCCUGCUUACUCUCUCACAACUCAUAAAAGCCAGGGACAAACAAUCCCAAAAAUUGUGAUUGAUUUAGUACUGGCACCAGGAACGAG